Molecule: messenger RNA, 4231 nt
Organism: Spea bombifrons (plains spadefoot toad)
Lineage: Eukaryota; Metazoa; Chordata; Amphibia; Anura; Pelobatidae
Gene: ELP1
Product: elongator acetyltransferase complex subunit 1
Exons: 37
Coding region: 106-4059 (1317 amino acids)
Biological process (GO): tRNA wobble base 5-methoxycarbonylmethyl-2-thiouridinylation
Cellular component (GO): cytosol; elongator holoenzyme complex
Molecular function (GO): tRNA binding; protein binding
Source: RefSeq, a predicted model, not a curated record
UUCGGUGCGUGUAUAGCACGUGAAAAAAACUUACCUGUGCCCCCCCCCGUGGACCCCUUUAUUUCGUGUCAGUCCAGACUCGGGCCCUUCUGUAAAGCUGAUGACAUGCGUAACCUGAAGUUACUGAGAUCUCUACACAGCACCGGGGUUCAAGGCAUCGGCCACCCGCAGUGCUGUUCGAUAUGUACAGUCACAGGAACAGUACUGAUUGCAUCAGGUUAUGGUUUUGUGGAACUGGAUCCCAGCACGGAGCAGAUUAUUAGGGAUGUCUCUUUGACAACAGAGGGAUUUCUACCAGAGGAUGGAAGUGGUUAUGUUGUUGGGAUCCAGGAUGUUCCUGAUCAGGAAUCUGUGUGUGUUGCUACAGCGACAGGUGAUGUUAUACUUUCCAACCGUGACACCGGCCAGCUGGAGUGCGUGGGCAGUGUGGACAGUGGUAUUGUUGCUAUGAGCUGGAGUCCUGACCAAGAGUUGGUUUUGAUAAUCACAGGUCAGCAAACAAUGAUCCUGAUGACAAAGGAUUUUGAGCCUGUUGCAGAAACACCAAUACACCAUUGUGAUUUUGGAGAAGGAAAAUUUAUAACACUCGGUUGGGGUAAAAAAGAGACUCAGUUCCAUGGAUCUGAGGGUAAACAAGCAGCCCUGAAACACAAAAUAAUGGAAGUGUCACCUUCUUUGCCUUGGGAUGAUAAAAAACCUCGGAUAACAUGGAGAGGAGACGGACAGUUUUUUGCAGUUAGUUCCAUAUGUCCAGAAAUGGGGGCUCGUAAGGUGAGGGUGUGGAACAGAGAAUUGGUUUUGCAGUCUACAAGUGAAGUUAUAGAAGGUCUGGAACAAGCAGUGUCCUGGAAGCCAUCAGGAAGUGUUAUUGCCACUACCCAGAGCAAACAAAAUAAGCAAGAUGUUAUUUUUUUGGAGAAAAAUGGGCUUGUUCAUGGAGAAUUCACACUUCCAUUUGCCAAAGGAGAAGUUAUGGUGAAAGAACUUCACUGGAAUUCAGAUUCUACAAUUUUAGCAAUUUGGCUUCAAGAUAUAGAAAAAAAUGGCACGAAGCCAAACACGUAUGUUCAGAUAUGGACAGUUGGAAACUACCAUUGGUACCUCAAACAAAGUUUGCAUUUUGGAAGUAACGAGAAGAGCCAAAUAGUUUCUUUGUUAUGGGACCAUGAGAAUGCAUUUAGACUACAUAUAAUCAGUGCAGAAUGGGAGUACUUUUGUUAUGACUGGUUUUGGAGUACAGAAUGCACCAGUGGGGAAGGCCUUCAAGGACAAGCAGAUGUCGCUGUUAUUGAUGGAGACACAGUCUUAAUUACGUCUUUUCAUCAGGCUGUAGUUCCUCCUCCAAUGAGUACUUUUCAAAUUAAAUUCCCAAGAGCAGUAAAUCAAGUCGUGUUCAGCAGUGACCCUGAAAAUAGUAGUGAUCUUGCUGUCAUUGAUGCAGACAAUUGCCUUUACAUCUGCAGAUAUGAAGGCAGUACGAAGAAUAAAAUAAAGUUGACUGCAACAGGAGUUGCGGAAGACAAAGCUAAAGGAAAAGAUUUCAGAUUGCAAGUGCCUCUGUUUAACACAAAACCUCUACAUUUUCGCCAUCUCUCCUGGGUGCAAGUGGACAAAUUUUUGGCUGUUAGUCAAGGGCAAAAGCCCUCUGAGUCAUUGAUUCACCAUAUCUCAGUCUCAGAAGAAGAUGGACAGCACAUUGAUAUACGGCAGGAAGUGUCUGUUCUAGGGAACAUUACCAAUCUCUGCUAUAGUUCGAAGACAAGGUCGUGUGCGUUGCAGACUGCAGAUGGACAGAUCUGGAAGUAUCUUUGGGAGUCUCCUACUCCUGCCUUGAAGCAUUGGACGGAUGUAAUGGGUCACAGCGUCAGAUUUCUCCAACCAUGUGUACAAAUUGCUUUAGCAACUGUAGACAAAGAGGAGGUUGUAUUGGGUUUAACAGAUAGAUCUUGCUUAUUUAUUAACAAUAUGAAGGUGGCUACUAAUAUCACUUCUUUUGCAAUACAUGGUGACUUUCUUCUUUUAACAACCCAUUCCCACACUUGCAGAUGUAUAUCGCUGAAGGACACUACAUUAACAGCAUUGGAAGCUCAGCUGAAUAGCAUGCCUAAGCCAAAUGAUGAAACCAUUCGCAAAGUUGAGAGAGGAUCUAGGCUUGUCACUGUGGUUCCCCAGGACAGUAAAAUAAUCCUGCAGAUGCCACGUGGAAACUUAGAGACCAUUCACCACAGAGCUCUAGUUCUUGCCCAGAUACGCAAUUGGCUUGACAACUUGAUGUUUAAAGAAGCAUUUGUAUGUAUGAGGAAGCUCAGGAUCAGUCUCAAUUUAAUUUAUGACCACAACCCAAAGGUUUUUCUGGAGAACGUGGACCUAUUCAUAAAACAAAUAGACUCUGUGAAUUAUAUCAAUUUGUUUUUGACCGAACUAAAGGAAGAAGAUGUCACCACAACAAUGUACCCCACUUCACAUACUCCAGUCAAACAGUCUUUGCAAGGAUCAGCUUCUACAAAAGUUGAUGUUGUUUGUGACGCAAUGAGAUCUGUCAUGGAGGAUAAUAAUCCCGACAAGUAUUGUUUAUCAAUACUUACAACUUAUGUCCGAAAAACGAAACCCGAGUUGGAAAUCGCCCUCCAAAAAGUUCAUGAGCUUAGAGAGAGCCCCCCAUCUCCUGAGAGAGUCAGUGCUGAAGAAGCCUUGAGGUACUUGAUGUUCUUGGUAGACGUCAAUGACCUGUAUGAUCAUUCCCUUGGAACGUACGACUUUGACUUGGUCAUUAUGGUGGCUGAGAGAUCACAAAAGGACCCAAAAGAGUACCUUCCUUUCUUGAACAAACUGAAGAAAAUGGAAGUUAAUUAUCAAAGAUACACCAUUGACAAAUAUCUUAAGAGAUACAACAAAGCACUUGGACAUCUUUGCCAAUGCGGACCAGAUCAUUUCAUAGAGUUUCUGGACUUGGUGAAAAGUCAGAUUUUAUAUACAGAUGCCUUAAAACUUUAUUCAGUGGGGACUGCUGAAUAUAAGGCAAUCAGUGAUGCAUAUGGAGAUUACUUGAUUUCGAAACAUCAGUAUGAAGAAGCUGGUCUCAUCUUUGCUCGCUGCGGCAGUCAUGACAAGGCUCUGGAAGCUUUUCUUGCAUGUAACAGCUGGCAGCAAGUAAUGUGCAUGGCCUCUCAUCUCCAUUACACAAAGAACAAAAUGGCUGACUUGGCAAGAAAUGUGGCCGGUAAACUUGCUGAACAGAGGAAAUAUGCAGAUGCAGCAGCACUUUUAGAGCAGUAUGCAGAGGACUGUGAAGAAGCAAUCAUGUUGCUCUUGGAAGGGGCUCACUGGGAAGAAGCUUUACGUUUGAUACACAAAUAUGGUCGUUUUGAUAUAUUGGAGACAAACUUAAAGCCUGCACUGUUAGAUGCCCAGAGAAAUCACAUGCUGUUUCUUGAUGGCCAGAAGUCUCUAUUCACUCGCCACAAGCAUCGUUUGGCUGUCGUCAGAGACCUAAAGGAGAAAGCUAGACAAGGUCUACUAGAUCAAGAAGUCACAGAAGGUCCAGAUGCCGACCUGUUCUCAGAAACAAGCAGCAUCAUGACUACAAGCAACAUGAGUAGCAAAUACUCACAUAGCAACUCAAGGAUCUCUUCGAGAUCAUCAAAGAAUCGGCGCAAAGCAGAAAGAAAAAAGCAUAGUCUAAAGGAAGGAAGUCCUCUUGAAGAUGUGGCUCUCCUGGAAGCUCUGGGAGAAACUAUCCGCACAGUGGAUAAACUGAAAAGUGAAGUUCACAGCCUUUUGAAAGCGCUUAUACUCUUUAUGUACGAUGAGCAAGCCAGAGAAAUCCAGCAGACAUUUGAUGAAUUACUAAAGCUGAUGGAAACAUCUAUGCCAGAAAUAUGGACUCCAGAUUUACAUCUAAAUGCUGCAACACCAGCUAUAGGGCCCAAUUCAACUGCAAACAGCAUAAUGACUUCUUAUCAGCAGCAAAAAAACAUAAAUACGCUAACACAAGAUGCUGAGCUUUUUAUUGCACCUACGCUUAUGAAAAACUUUCAGUGGAGACUAAGCAUACUUUAGACUUAUUAUGGAGCUGAUGAAUACCUGACAGUUGUGUUUACGUGCAGUUCCGUAAUAACUCACAGUAGCAUGCUUCAAGCACCAUGUUGUAAUAAGAUCCUGUAUUUUGCUGAGUACAUAUGCACUCAUUGUUUGACAUGUAUGUGUUAUAUUAAAACGUUUUGUUACAUUA